AUGGAAGAUGAGGAGGUCGCUGAGAGCUGGGAGGAGGCGGCAGACAGCGGGGAAAUAGACAGACGGUUGGAAAAAAAACUGAAGAUCACACAAAAGGAGAGCAGGAAGUCCAAGUCUCCUCCCAAAGUGCCCAUCGUGAUUCAGGACGAUAGCCUCCCUUCGGGCCCUCCCCCCCAGAUCCGCAUUCUCAAGAGGCCCACCAGCAACGGCGUCGUCAACAGCCCCAACUCCGCCAACAGGCCAGCGCUGCCCGUCAAGUCCCUGGCCCAGCGGGAGGCAGAGUACGCCGAGGCCCGCAAGCGGAUCCUGGGCAGCGCCAGCCCCGAGGAGGAGCAGGAGAAACCCAUCCUAGACAGGCCGACAAGGAUCUCGCAGCCAGAAGACGUCAGGCAGCCCAAUAAUGUGAUCAGGCAGCCCCUGGGUCCUGAUGGUUCACAAGGCUUCAAGCAGCGCAGAUAAAUGUGGGCCCGGGAAGAUGCUGCCGCCGCCGCCACCGCCGCCGCCGCCGCCGCCGGGGUGGUCCGCCACGGGUCGCACUGCCGUGGCGGACAGCUGGACUUGAGCAGAGGGAACGACCUGAUUUACUUGCACUGUGAUCCCCUUUGCUCCGCCCACUGUGACCUUGAAUCCCACGCACUGUGACACCCCCCCCAACCCCUCCCACUGUGAUCGGCGCGUCGGCAAGGGCUGUCCCAAGUCACUGUAAAAGGAAAGGGUGGGGACGGGGGCCGGGGUCGGGGGGCACCCACCGAAGACUCGGAACGACCAGAGCGAAGAGUCGGCUGGUGCUACUCGGGGCGAAAGCCAGUGCCAGCAAUAAUGCUCAUCAUGCUCAUCAGCCGGGGAUUUCAAAGCCCUAAUGGGGGGGAUGCUUCCCCAACGUGCAUGUCUUCAUCACUUAAAGAGCAAGUUCCAUUGGAGAGGAUUGUUUGUUUUCAUCUUUCCCUAUUAUUUUGUUUGUUUCAAAAGCCUGAUUUGCAAGAAGAAAAAGUGCAUGGGAGGGGUUUUAGCUGUUUAAUGAAUUUUUGUUUUAAUUGAGGAACGGUAGUUGGUAGUCUUCUAAAAACGUUUCGAUGAAUUAACUGAAACCAAUAGGACUUUGGCAAGCUUAGCUUCUCAUUCUGUAUUCCCACUGCCAUGCUGGGGGGA
Molecule: messenger RNA, 1149 nt
Organism: Tachyglossus aculeatus (Australian echidna)
Lineage: Eukaryota; Metazoa; Chordata; Mammalia; Monotremata; Tachyglossidae
Gene: SZRD1
Product: SUZ RNA binding domain containing 1
Exons: 4
Coding region: 1-459 (152 amino acids)
Source: RefSeq, a predicted model, not a curated record